Molecule: messenger RNA, 2547 nt
Organism: Patiria miniata (bat star)
Lineage: Eukaryota; Metazoa; Echinodermata; Asteroidea; Valvatida; Asterinidae
Exons: 4
Coding region: 626-2173 (515 amino acids)
Molecular function (GO): protein binding
Source: RefSeq, a predicted model, not a curated record
UCUGACGCAAUAUCUAGUUGUCUGCGUCGCAUCUGUUGCGAUGCAUUGUGUGUGGUGAAUAUUCGUGUGUGGUUUUACAUAUUUUUAGGCCUUUCCAGUCAUCGCAACAGAUAAAAAUCAAAUGGUUGUAACACUAGGCCUAACUGCUUCGGAUUUGCAAAAUAAUCACUGAUCACAAAGGCAAUUUUGUAAACAACACUGGUGAUGUCAGAACUCCUCCCAAUGAUGAAGAUGCCGCAGUUCAAGGAAUCGGACUCCUUCAUUCAAGUUGCGACGUCUGUGCCUGUCAGACAUGUCAUGUCUAGGACCCUGUCUUUCUUCUUUGACAUGGCAUUCCGUUGUCGCUUCAAGCUCCCGUCUAUCGUCGCCUUUGUUCUCUUCGCUUUUGACAUCCAACUGCAGCUGCAAAUCAAUGUUAACCAUUGAAAUGACAAUUCAUUUCAAAAAUUAAAUCAGUCAAUAUUGAGCCCAAUGCUAAAGGGAGUUUUAUCUUUGGAAGAUGCCAUUUUGUCGCCUUCUGUUAUGAAAGCUUCUCAUUGAUGAACAAUCAUAAAAAAGUUUUUUUUAUUAAAACAAAAUAGAACAUUGUAAUUGUAUCCAAAUAAUUGACAGCACUGUUUGAACGAUGACUCGCAGUGUGAAGGAUUUGCGUGAGUUGAUUUGCGUGUCGCGAUUGACGAUGCGGGACAGCGAUGAUGAAGAUGAUGAGCUCUCUCGACCCCUGAGCUCUCUCAGCAUCUUUGGGGAGCCCUCUCCAGCGAGUUGUACGGCUCAACCCGCAGAGGAUAUGAAUGGGCUAUCGUUAGCACCCAGGCCCCCUUGGGAAGAGAAGGUGUCGAAACCCUUGUCGCCUCAAACUACGGGCGCCCGGCGAAAACAACCAAAGACAAACAAGCACAUGGUCAAUAUGAAUAACAAUGCCAGCAUCGACUUCAAGAAAUUUAAGACGCCGCUGCCCCCACUCGAGUCCCGACCUUCCUCAGGAAGCAGCAUCGACAGCGAUCGGCCCGACAGUGGGGAGGUCAAACGUCAGGAUAAUCCUCGUGGGAAUUUUGAUGACAUGCUGCAGUACAUCGACGGCGACAUGAUCGUCGAUUGGCUGGGACGUGCUAAUGGGAUGGUGGACGAGCUCGCCUCUUGGUGUAAUGACGGCGACAACUUUGUCGUGUUUGCCAACUUCAUGCUGACGGACUUCCCCGAGGUCCAGAGGCUAGAGCUGCUACAGAUGGAAGUGGGGAUCCUGCAUGACGAGCUCAGCCUAGUCUUUGACCAAGGUCUCAAACAGGGCAAAGUCCAACUAACCGAUCUGGACAGGCUGGUGUCGGCGAUCCUUCGGGAAUACCCAGGGCGACUCUGCGGGCCGAGGGGAACUCAUGUGUUUCUGAACAUACUGGACACGCUGUCCUCAGAACGGACCGACGACUACAAGACGUUGCUGACGGACGUAAAGAUCUCAACUCGGAACCGAGAGUUUGCCCAGUCACUGCUGGCCGUCCGCGCAUUCCUUCUGCUCAGUGUUUGGAGCAACAUCGUCAAUUUUUACCGGCGGUUCAAAAGUGACGAUCCCUUGUGCGAACCUUGUGUGUCGGUUGAUCCCACUAUCAAGCCACCACCCACUGCGAGCAUCGUGCAGCGACGGGCAUACCAGGCCGUCCAGCGCGGGUUUGUCAGUGUUCUCCAUUACCUUGUCCGCAGCGGGAAGCUGGACGUCGCUGCGGUGAACAAAGAAGACCGGUCCCUUGUGUUUGAAGCCGUCAUGCACAACCAGCCUAGAGUUCUGCAUUAUCUCCUCACCAAGGUCCAGCCGCGCCUGGAUGUGAACCACCCCUCUGAGUCUGGCAACACACCGCUCCACGCUGCAGCAAACUGGGGUCACGCGGAGGUGGUUCACAUGCUGCUUGACAAGGCCCAGGCCUCGGUGAACGCUACCAACCCAAAAUGCGACGAUGCUACGCCACUGCAUCUGGCUGUCAUGCAAGGACACACAGCCGUCUGCAAGCUGUUACUAGAGGCCGGAGCUGACCUAGAUGCCAGUAUGAACGGUGUCAGCCCAGCUCAGCUGGCACGAGACAUGGGUCACGGGGACAUCUUAGUCUUGCUGACAAGAAGACGAGAGACGUAUGAUUACCAGGAGCGAGUGGAUGAGGAGGAGGAUGCAAUGAUGGAAUCUUAAAGGCACAUAGUGUCGUUUCCAUUUAUCCAAAAGCUUACGUGUUAGUGUCAAGAAUUAUUAUCAAAAAAGCUUACUUAGAUUAAAGGUCGUACUGGUACUAAAACACCCCGUGAAAUGAUUUCGUCUGGCUUGCUGUCAUUUAGAAGAAAUCAAGAAAUGUAGGUGAUUUCCAAGGAUCAGUCAAUUGAGUGGUUUUAUUGUUGGAAACGAAGAAAAUGCAUAAAAAGUAAAUGGUCCUACAUGCCUUAAAGAAAUCAAUACGUAAAAUGCAACCUUUCCUUCAGCAAGUUUCCAUUAUUUUACAUACAUUUACAUUUUUUUUUUGCUAUCAACCAAUAAAAGUCAUUGUAAUUACCUGUUAAGGCAAUAGAAUA